GGCAGCCUGGCUGGCACACAGCACUGAGUGUUCCCAGGGAGAGGGUCAGAGCUGUGUAUACUGACUGCUCCCAUCACUGGACUGCAGAGAGCCCCUGGGUGCUAUCACUUUAAGCAGAGCAUUAAAUCAGCCUCUCAGGACUUCAUGUCUGUAUUUUACCCCAUUCACUGCACUGAUUACUUGAGAUCAGCUGAAAUGACUGAAGUAAUAAUGAACACUCAGUCCAUGGAUGAGAUUGGAUUAAGUCCUCGCAAAGACUCUUAUCAGAUUUUCCCAGAUCCUUCUGAUUUUGAGCGAUGUUGCAAACUGAAGGACAGACUGCCUUCGAUUGUCGUGGAGCCUACAGAAGGAGAUGUAGAGAGUGGUGAGCUGCGAUGGCCUCCAGAGGAAUUUGUUGUGGAGGAGGAAAAGGAUGACUGCGUCGAAACAAAGAAGGAAACUAGCCAGGAGCAGUAAUGGCAGCCCUGCAUCCGAUCUUAAAUCUAUUGUCGUGUGAAGGAGGAAAUGGCCACAAAAUGGCUUGACUAUGAAUCUGUUAGAGGUUUUCUGUUAAAGAUGACAAACUCAAAGAUGCACCUGUGAGAUUUUUUUUUUUCCUUGUGAGAAAAUACAGCCGUCAUGUGAUCAAAAGCAGGAAGUCUUCUAAGAAAUGUUUGCUUUAUAUAUUUUUUUUCUCCAUUAUAUUCCAUUAUUUAGAGAUUGCGAUCUGAGUUGGUUUUUUUCUGAUCCUAGAAGUAGCGCUCAUAUUCCCACAAGGCAUCAAAGGCAGGAAUUAACCAUAGAGUGCACUUCAACAGCAGCAAGCAACGGAUGGACCUUUCUUUUUCUUUUUUUCUCUUUCAAAGAAUGCAAAUUUAAUGUUAAUUUUCUUUAUCAGCAAGAAAAUAGCAAAUUUUGAGAAAGUGUUUGGGGAUGGGGGGAUAUCACCUAGAAGGGAAUUGUCCUAUUGUAAGUGAAGCUUAGAGGUGGUGAAAUAUUGUGACCUUUAUUAUUCAGCCUGGCACAUGAGUCACCUUUACGAUGGUACCAUAGACAAGUGAUUAACUUGGAGAUAAUGUCAUGUUUUGUCUUCAUAGCUAUAUGGAAACCCUUCCAAGGGACCCAAUAUCAUUUCAUGCAUAGAAUGUUGGCUUGUUUCAUAAUUUUGUUUUUCUAAUUUGCUUCCAAACGUGACAUGGAGAAUAUGCGCCUGGGAUCUAGCAGUGUUUGAAGAUUAAUUUUCUGGUAUUGCCGGUCAUUACAGAGCUUCCUGUUCCAAUAACAAAUUCGAUAGUGUUCUGUUUCACACCAUACGUGCCCACACAGCAUGUCAGAUUUUCAAGAUGGCUAUCCUGCGCACAUAUGUGUUUUCGUAGUCUGAAAGGGAUCAGACGAUAUUAGGGAUCUUUCACCAUUGUGAAAAAAAGUUUGUUUUUUGUCAGUGUAGUGCAAAUAAAGAUACUUGCCAAAACUGGGGUAAAAAAAAUUGUAGGAUUUACCGCACCUAUAGAAACUAUUUUUUUUUGGGAUAUGCAAGAAAUUGUUGUCUAACAGUGUAGAUUAAGAGAUAUAUUUCUUAAAGUAGCAUUAAAUCAUCAAAGCAUUUUUGUUUGGUUUGCUGUGUACAGUAGAAAAUUCAGGGACGUUUAAAUUGUUUCCUCGAAAAUAGUCCCCUGUCCGUGUAUUCAUGUGAUGGAUGCAUCUGAUGGGUGCUGACAGACCUAAAAAUAAACAUCCAUUUCAUUCAUCAGUAACCCACAUACAUUGCACAAAAUGGACAGUCUUUCAAGAGGCCAUUAUUUAUCUUGCACACAAUAGACUAGUCACAUUCUGGUUCAUGCUUCCUUUAUCCAUAUUUUUUUUUCAGCGUUCAUUGAGCUGAAAGUAAAAAAAAAUAAAAGCAAAAAAAUAAAUGUUUGAAAUGCUGUGGGCUACAAAGGAAAAUAUUGCUAUCCACAAACUGUUUUUAGGUCUGCCUAAUCCUAUCUUUCAGUAAUCUAUAGCAAUAACUUGUGUCUGUGCUUUGAAUGAUAAAUGCAAAAUGUAAAGCUUUGUGUGUUCUCUAGUGACACGUGUAGGAAGUCCUUGGAGGUAGAAGUAUUUUUAUCUCAUCUGCAUCUUCAAACGGUUUGUCACCAAGAAAAAAUGUCCUCAGUCCAGACCAAUGGGUGUCUGUUUUGUAAUUCUGGUCCUGUUUUCUUCAUAGUGUCUAGUGACUGACCAUGUCAUUUGGGCCUUUGAUGGCCUGGAAUUUUAACACAAUCCAUGUGCUCUCAAAGCCGGAGCGUGAUACGUGGUCAUGUUCUCAACUGAAGGGUGUUACGGAAUGCCACUUGCCGAUGGAACUUAACUUGUCACCUUCUUGUUCCCCAGCUGUGCCACACAGCAUGAAAAUCGAAAUGGCGCUCCUGAGACUGUAUGACUUGCAAGUGGGGGAACAAAACCUACUCCUGAUUUUAAACGUUUGUGUCUCCAUCUUGUUUGAGAUUAUUGUAUCUUUCAAUUUGUUACUGAUGUAUCUGCGAACAAAAAGCACUCUAGUAAAUUCUGUUGUAAAAUAGUAUAUAUAUGUAAUUUUUGAGGCUCAGGGAGAAGCUAGCUUUGUUUUGUUUGUUUUUGUUUUGUUUUUCUCAAACUUUUUUUGUCACUGUGACAGUUGUAAAUAAAGGUUUGAAAUUGCUUUCCAAAA
Messenger RNA from Pelobates fuscus (common spadefoot toad), 2668 nucleotides. It is a transcript of the gene LBH, whose product is annotated as LBH regulator of WNT signaling pathway. The coding region runs from base 145 to 456 and encodes 103 amino acids. Gene Ontology annotation, biological process: positive regulation of DNA-templated transcription. The transcript has 3 exons. The record is from RefSeq and is a predicted model, not a curated record. NCBI's taxonomy places the organism in Eukaryota, Metazoa, Chordata, Amphibia, Anura, Pelobatidae. Gene Ontology annotation, cellular component: nucleus.